Messenger RNA from Cyphellophora attinorum, 5136 nucleotides. Its product is annotated as SAC3 family protein 1. Gene Ontology annotation, cellular component: transcription export complex 2; nucleus; cytoplasm. The transcript is spliced from 9 exons. Lineage: Eukaryota; Fungi; Ascomycota; Eurotiomycetes; Chaetothyriales; Cyphellophoraceae. Gene Ontology annotation, biological process: mRNA export from nucleus. Bases 1 to 5136 code for a protein of 1711 amino acids. The record is from RefSeq and is a predicted model, not a curated record.
AUGUCUGCCCUCGCUCCCCGCGGUCGCGGCGGAAAUCCUGCUAGAGGAUCGCGAGGUGGGACGCCGUCAGCCUUCAACAGCCGUGGCGCCUCUCGUGGACGACAAGCUACUGCUGCGCGUGGCUCGACUCGAGUCACACGUGGAGGCAGCAGUGGACAGGGCCUACUCCAGCAACUGCGCACAGGCACUGUUGCGCGAAACGCCGAAAAUGCUGGAACAGCGGGCGGAAGAGGACGAGGUGCGCCUCGAGGCACAACCACAACCCGUGGAAGAGGACGAGGCAAUCUGACGCGAUCCUUAAACACACCAGCCACCAACGACCCGCCAGCGAACACACGAGGCUCUUCUCCCGCACCGAUGGGCUCCUUCGACGCGACCUCCGUGUCGGGCGAUGUCACCCAGAGAUACACCCAACUCAAAAAUCUUCGAGAGGAGGAGCGGAAAGAAGCAAUACGCAUGGGCUUCCUGGCCGAUCCUGACAAGAAGACAACACUCGACCAAGCCAUCACGCCGGUAGGCACCUGUGAAGAGAUGUGUCCGCAGUUUGAGCGUGUGGAGAGAAUGGUCCAGUUCAUGGUCGAUCGAUCUGAGAAGACUACCAACAAUGAUGGAAAACAGGUCGCUUCGGAGGAGAUCAUGGUCAAGCGCUUCCGCCGAUCAGCCGCCGGAGACGACGAACAAAUCCCUUCCGACAUUCGCACACCUGCGACUCUGCGAAGAACGCUAGACUACCUCAUUGACAGCCUGAUCGGAGGGCCUGAGAGACUCGCGGUCGUGCACAAGUUUGUAUGGGAUCGAACGAGAGCAAUCCGCAACGACUUCUCCAUCCAGCAAGUCUCAAAGGACGAAGACGUCAGAACGGCCGUGGAGUGCUUCGAGCGCAUUGCUCGCUUCCACAUUCUGUCCCUCCACCAGCUCUCAAAUCCAGGCAACCUCCGAGAUGAUGAGAACUUCGACGUCUUCCAAGACCGCGAGCAGCUCAACAACACCCUGCUAUCGCUGCUAUUCUACUAUGACGAUCAUCGAAACCAGAUCGACUUUCCAAAUGAGGCAGAAUUCCGCGCCUACCACAUCAUAAUGGCCAUUCAAGGACAGUUUCCCGACUUAGAAGACCGAAUCCAGAGCUGGCCACCUCAUCUCAUCGCAGAUGCUCGGGUCCAAACAGCACUACGACUCUACCAAGCCGCAGGCGACACACUCUUCGAUCAGGGUCCACUCAGGCCUUUGGCCCCGUCUCCGGUCGCACGCAACAACUCUGGCAACUUUUGGACCAUCAUGAACUCAGGAGCCGUCGGGUACCAUCUGGCUUGCGUCGCAGAGAUGUACUUCAACCAAGUACGCUUCGUUGCGCUGACGUGCUUGCUCAGAUCGGCAAAGUCUGCACCCGCCUCGCAACAGCAGAAGUCAAGAGACUGGACACUGGAGGCCGUGGCGGAAUACCUAGGUUUUGAUACGGACGAGCAGACUGUCGAUUUCUGCGCCACUUUUGGCCUGUCAUUCCAGACCGAUGCUCAAAAUGUGACCUAUCUUGAUGUUGCCAAGUACACUGGUUCUACACUUGAUCAAUCCCUCCUGCCGUCGAAACACACCUUCUCAUACACUUUCGUGGAGGAGAAGCGCUGUCGACGAACCCUGCCGGCCAUCAUAAACAAUCUCGGCGCCGCCGAAGCGAUCCGACAAGGCUUGGUCGAGCAGGACGAUACGGAAGACCAGCCUGCAGAGGUGGAAGACGAUGGAGAAAGCCUGUUCAUUCCGGAGGCUAAGCCGACAUUUGGCCAGAGCACGACGUCAACAUUCGGAUCACUCAAUCCUCAGGCGACGUCCUUCACGACUUCGUCGUCGUUUGGGACGUCCGCCUUGCCAGCUUCGUCACCUUUCGGCUCCGGCGCCGCAGCAUCGACGACCAGCACGUUCGGCUCGACAAUAUUCGGACAAGCUCUCAACGCAGGAUUUGGCAAGACAACCCAAGAGCCUUCAAGUCAGGGCUUCACCGGUAGCUUCGGGCAGGUUGGGACAGACACCAACGACUACUUCUCCUUCGGUCAAAGUUUCGCCACCAGUUCAGCAGAACCAGGACCGCUGGCUGCGGACGACAAGAAACAAUCCGAGCCCCCGAACUUUAUCUCCAAGUUUGGUACAACGCGAGCCAGCACCACUGAGAACAAUCCUUUCGGUCAAACUGCCCAAGCAGCUGUGCCGAACCACAUCAGUCAGUUCGGGCAGCCGCGUGCGAGCAAUACGGAGAACAAUCUAUUCGGCGCCCCGAAACCAAACUCCACGGGAACUUCGGGAUCGACCGUAAUUGCAGACUCGGGUCUUGGCGCAUUCAGGGACAACAAUGCGGGCUCAAAUUCGACGACAACUACGACACCUGCGUUCAAUCUGAGCAGCCCUUUCGGCACUCCUACGCCUUCGAUUACUCAGCCUGCAGCUUCUGUGUUACCAACUUCGCAGACACCUGCUCCUGAGCCGGAUGCUCAGAAACCUCUGUUCACGGGGUUCAACUUCGGUCCGUCUGCGUCUACGCCAACCACAACUCCAGGAUCGCAACCACUUUUCACUCAACCGACCAAACCUGAAACUACGACAGAAUCUGCACCGUUCUCAUUCUCCCCCGUAACGACUCAACCCAAAGUACCCGCUGCACUCACUUCGACAUCCCUUCCGACUUCCACACCACCGCAACCGAGCUUCAACUUUCAACAACCUGCGCCUUCGAGCCAGCCCAUUUUCUCAUUCUCGAAAGCUAACGAUUCGACCUCGACGAGCAAAGCCUCUCAGCCCUCAUUCUCGUUUACUAGCUCGCAACCAGAAUCAUCGAGCACUCAGGCACCAAAAUCUGCAGUGCCGAACGUACCAUUCUCAGGUGCAAGCCUACCUGCUUUCAACUUCUCGUCGACUACUCCGAAAUCGAGUCCACAACCUAAGGCCUUAGCGGCUCCCCCACCUGUAACAGCAGCCCCAUCACAAAAGGAUUCGACGCCAAACGUUGCUCUCUCGACACCAUCACAAGUGAGAUCCAAGUCACCUGACCCUCGAGCCGUCUCAGCCACUUCACCCAAAUCGACGACCGCAGAUCUCUUCACGCCUCACGCCAAGCCUCAAAAGCCGCCUCUAGAUCGGCAACAUCAGAUUGAUCUAUUGGUCCGACUUGCUUUCACGCAGCGCUACGGAUUGAUCUUCCAGUUUCUCGAGGCUACGUUACCUGCCAUCCUUCGCGAGGAGACCAGAAAAUUCGAGCGGGACCAGUUCGAAGAAGCCAUCGCACGACUGAAAGCUCAAUACCUCUUCCGCAAAUACGCUGCCAUUUGGCGGAGCAUCACUUGGCAAAAGAAGCUGAACAAACACGCCAACCGGCGCCGACAAUUGUUCGCAGAGUCAGUCAGAAUGGACGCCGAGAAGAAACAACGCAACGAGAAGGAGCUGCAGUCGAUACUGGAAGCCGCUGAAGAGACCAAACGCCUUCGAGCCGAAAUCGAGAAGCAGAACAAGGCCGAUGCUGCUGCCAAGCGAGCGCACGAGGCACAAAAGCCGAAGCAACUUGCAGGUAGUAAGAGGAAGGAUCUAGCAGAACAAGACGUUAACACGCCACCGAAGCACUCGAAGCCAUCACAUGCAAAUCAUAAGCGGUCCAAGACGCUCGGGGCUAUGCAACCACCUCCAUUGCCAGUCAAGACAGUUCAGGCGGAACCACAAGACUUCCGGCACUCGACGUUUUCUGGUCGCAGCAGCCUCAAUCGAUCGACAAGUGGCAGCAAUUUACGACAGUCACUUGGACGAUCACGACAAGAUCAGACCAAGACCGACUACUUCCGACUGCUGGCGAAUGGCAUUGAUCCAGACACACCUUUGGUCCCCAAGACAGCCCGCCAAGUCGAAGCCAAGCGACAGAAAGACCUUGAAGAGCGCGCGGCUGCCAUCACUCGGCACAAGACCGGCGACGUGUUGCCGCGACCCGGCCUCGACAUACCACUGAGAGCGUCUCCGUCUACGGUGAGCGCCAUCGCAGACAAUUCGGCCCCGAAGUAUGAUCCAGCGGCCGACGACUUGUUGCAACAACUUCGCCAGGCGAGGUUGGACCUGGCUAGCGAUACGACUUGGUUCAAAGAGCAGGCUAAGCAGUUAGAGAAGGAGGUGGAGGUGGAAGAAAAGCUUCGCUCGAGUGCAGGAAGCACACCCGAAGCACGACACGCCGAUCCUCAUGGUCUUUCCUACAUCCAAGGACAUGCGUACAGCCCAGCCCCUCCUCCGCAAGCUAUGUCGCGCGUUGAAGCUCGGAUCAGGAAGUCAGGCGCGUUGGGGCUGGCAUACAAGCCGAUUGGCACACCGUCGGAACGGGCGUCGUCUAGGGCGAGUAGCAAGAGGAGUAGUUAUGGGUACCGGGCCGAGGAAGAAGUGGAAGCGACCGGGGCAAAUGGCACAGCCAAAAAGCGUCGAAAAAGCGGAGAUGUGGAUAGAAGCUAUCGACCUUCACAGCAGGAAUUGGAAGAUGAGGAAGAGGAAGAAGAUCUCAACAUGACAAUCUCCCCGCAGAAGCGACCGAAGAAGCACCCCGCUACGGUUGGCAAGCUUCAACCGGUGGCUACUACAUCGAAAAGCUGGCAAGGUCAUCAGCAGAACGAGGUUCAUCAAUCUGCGACCCGACUUCAGCAUGGCUACGACACCGACGACUUCGACGAGGUCGAAGAGUCCGAAGACGAGCUCGCCAGCCAGCAGCCACCUCCCGCAGGCCAGGCGUAUUACCCACACCAGAAUGGUCGGCUGCACUCUGCCAACGCGCUUCAGUAUUCCGAAGAAGACCUUUACGACGACGAAGACGAGGAAGCAGAAGAAGAUGAAGAUGAAGAUCGAGAUUCCGCUGACGAAGCAGCCGCCGAAGCCGCCGAAGCCGUUGAAGGAUACGACGAAGAUGAAGAAGAAGUUUCAGAGGAAGAAUACGACGACGAGGAUGUUCCUGAGGCAGACUUCCCGUACAAUAUGCAAGGCGGACAGUAUCAGCAGUCGUCUCUCUUCUACCCCGAGUUGCCCGAUGAGGAGGAGGUUGCUGCGACGCCGGGUACACAAGGGAGUCGGGCAACGAGUUCGGGACCGGGAGCGACGGCGGAGGAUGCGUUGGUGUUGAGCGACAGUGAUUAG